This is a messenger RNA of Melampsora larici-populina 98AG31, 1310 nucleotides long. RefSeq lists its product as uncharacterized. The transcript has 4 exons. Gene Ontology annotation, cellular component: mitochondrial outer membrane translocase complex; mitochondrial outer membrane. Gene Ontology annotation, molecular function: transmembrane protein transporter activity. Bases 20 to 1123 code for a protein of 367 amino acids. Gene Ontology annotation, biological process: protein import into mitochondrial matrix. The record is from RefSeq and is a predicted model, not a curated record. NCBI's taxonomy places the organism in Eukaryota, Fungi, Basidiomycota, Pucciniomycetes, Pucciniales, Melampsoraceae.
CAAACUCAGCAAUCAAAAAAUGUCAAACCAAUCAAAUCAACAUCCUUCUAGUUCUCAAUCACUUGAUUUGAUCACCAUCUCAUCAUCUCCUAUUCCCAAUCAAUCUAUCAAUCUAUUCUCUCCAUUAAACAGUUUUAUCAACAAAAUCUCAUCUUGGAGAGAUUCUUUAAACUUACCUGAACCUGGUACAUAUGAACAAGUAGGUAGAGAACUCAAAGGUGUUCAUUUAACUAAUUAUAUCUUUGAUGGAGCAAGAGCUGAAUUAUCUAAAGCUUUAUCAUUAAACCCUGCUUUUAAUGUGACCCAUAGUUUUAGUUUGGGUGCUCAAGGUGGUUCGGCUGCCAUGGGUGGUACUAAUCCUGGUUCAUACAACUUUGGUGCAAUGUAUGCGACAAACAAAAUCUUUGCUCAAGGUAGUCUUGAUAAUGAUGCUACUUUGAUGGGUCGAUUGAAUUAUAGAUGGCCAACAGAACAAGAUAUUUCAAAAUUACAAAUCCAAUGGCCUACUUCUACUUCUUCACCAUCUGUUACUCAAUUAGAACAUGAUCGAAGAGGUCAAGAUUAUAGUUUAUCAUUUAAGAUCUACAAUCCUAAUCCGAUUGAUAAAUCUGGUAUCUUCAUCACUCAAUACUUACAAUCAUUACAUUCUAGACUAUCAUUCGGAAUCGAAUCAGUUUGGCAAAUCCAACCUCCAAUGGAAGAUGCAAGUUUAUCUUAUUUAUUAAAAUGGACUUCUUCUAAAAAAGAUUGGAUCUCUACUUUAAAUUUAUCGGGUCAAGGAAUCUUACAAGCUACUUAUUGGCAAAAGUUAUCGGAUAAGGUCGAGGCUGGUUUAGAUUUAGUUUGUUUACCUCAUCCUUCACCUUCUGAACGAAAAGCUUUGACAACCUUUGGUGUACGUUAUGAUUUACGUCAAGCUACUAUUCGGUCUCAAAUCGAUUCACAUGGUAAGGUUUCAAUGUUGUUAGAACAAAGAAUCGCUCCUACUUUUACUUUUUCGAUUGCUGGUGAAUUAGAUCAUUUCAAGUCUCAAUCUAAAUUUGGAAUCGGAAUCCAACUUGAAUCUUCACCAUUAGAUGAAACUGCUUUACAAGGUGUCACACCUCCCACACCACCCAUGUAAACUUGAUGAAAGAACUCUCUCUCAAAUCAAUCCAAAUUAAUGUCUCAAUGGGAAUAAAAAAUCUUUAUAUGAAAUAUAUCAAUCCCCCAUGAAACCUAUUGAUUCUUUAGAAAACCUUAUAGAUUGUUUUCAUUUUGUUCUCCUUGCUUUUUGGGUUGCAAUCUAUGAUUUUGUUUUUGGUUGUAUG